Macroventuria anomochaeta is the source of this 681-nucleotide messenger RNA. RefSeq lists its product as uncharacterized. Bases 120 to 515 code for a protein of 131 amino acids. The transcript has a single exon. NCBI's taxonomy places the organism in Eukaryota, Fungi, Ascomycota, Dothideomycetes, Pleosporales, Didymellaceae. The record is from RefSeq and is a predicted model, not a curated record.
ACAUGCUUGGCUGCCUAUGCCCAGGAACCUCCUUCUCCGACCGAUUGGAUACCUCGAUCGUCGGCUUUCAUUUGCAAAAUUCCAGAGCAAUAUCCUGCGCAGUCACUUGAGCAAGUUCAAUGGAGAAGAUGGAACAGAAUGAAUUUGCCAGCCCACUUUGCAUUGAAAACAGUGGCUCGCUCAUGCGGAGUCAAAGGGCUCUCGGUGAAGGAGAAUUCGGAACCGUUGACGAAGUGUUCCUACCGACCAAACCAGAACCUUUGAUAUGUGUGCGAAAGCGUGUAGCAAAACCGAAGCAAUGGAAUACUCACAGGAGAGUCAUGGAGGCUUUCAUCCGAGAAGUAUCGGUCAUGGCAAAGUUGAUCACAUCCAUUGUGUCCGUCUUAUUGGCAGCUACACAGAUCGCGGGGUUCUGGGUAUCCUCCUACAACCUUUGUCGGACAUGUAUCUGGCUGUCUUACUUGAAGCGGAGGAGACAUCAGAAGAAUGGGACUGUCUACUCGAGCAAAGUAUAGGUUGUGUUUGUGCAGCUCUGGCGUACCUCCAUGUAAAACAGAUCCGAUCAGUUAAGUCUUACAGACCAAGUGCAGUAUGUUCUGCGUACUCAUCAAGUUCUAGGCACGAAGACCUCAAACCUCAAUAUCUUGAUACGAGGUACUGACAUUUUACUGACCGACUUUG